Malaya genurostris is the source of this 1351-nucleotide messenger RNA. RefSeq names its product N-alpha-acetyltransferase 80 (gene Naa80). The coding region runs from base 787 to 1299 and encodes 170 amino acids. NCBI's taxonomy places the organism in Eukaryota, Metazoa, Arthropoda, Insecta, Diptera, Culicidae. Gene Ontology annotation, cellular component: cytoplasm. The transcript has 2 exons. Gene Ontology annotation, biological process: protein acetylation. The record is from RefSeq and is a predicted model, not a curated record. Gene Ontology annotation, molecular function: N-acetyltransferase activity; acetyl-CoA binding.
AUUUCGAAACAUUCGCAAGGGCCUAUCGAGCGACAUGCCCUAAUCACAUGUUACUACCGACUUGAAUGUGUUGGUUUGACUAUUCUCAGGUUGUGUGAUUAUUGCUAGUGUGACUUUGUCGCAAAUGCCCUGUGAAUUUGGUCGAGCCUAAGACAAGACAAGACAGCUCGCGUUACGGGCUUGGCUCCGUGUUUGGGAGCCCAUUUGACGUUUUUGGUGUUGUACUGUUUUCGUUACCACAGGGAUAUUCUCAUCGAAUUUCGCAGUGUUUGCAGCCAGAGAUGUCUAUCUCCUCUGUGUGACGAAGAGCAAGCAAAAUUUCUCCCCUCGCACUGACAACUCCAACGAGAGCUCUUUUUCACAUUUAUACACCACUGUUGUGUAAAGUGUGCACGCAUCAUGCGUGCGUUUGUUUAUUUCCUUUUACCUCUUCCACUGAAUCGCACCAAAGUGCUAGAGCAUUAGCUAAUAAAUUCUCUGAGGUGGAUGCAGAUAUUUUCACAGAGGUGUACACGCCGGUGAGCACUCUGCUGUAUGGUUUUCGUAGAUGAAGCGUGGACACGCAAAAUCAGCAAAAUAAAACAAUUUAUCGUAAAAAUUUCGGUUUUCCUUGCAAACUUUUCAUAGCAAGGCCAGAUCUACUCUCUAUUAAUUGAAGUUCACAGAAGUGUUCGCUCACCAUCACGCGCCAGUGGUCACUUGGGUGUAUUGUGCAUGCAGAUAAAAAUCGGAAGCGACGUCUCUCUCGCCUGAUUAUGUUGCUCCAGCGAAGUUCACCGUGCCCCAAUGGGUAAACCAUCUGAUUUAUCGUCUUCAGCAUUUUCUGUAGUUACCAUUCAUCAGUAUCGGGUUUUGUAUGAAAAAUGUGUACAAUUAAUCAAUUCUGAAUGGCCUCGUUCGUACAACGCUCGUUUGCGCAGUUUGGAAGCUUCGAGAGACACGCUACCAACUAGCAUGGUGGUCAUCAAAAAUACCGAUAGCAUUAACGAAACAACAUCAGUACUAGCACAUGCCAGAUUAUCUCCUGUACCAUCGGACUCAUCAGCGGUGUUUAUCGAGUCGGUUGUAGUGGACCGAAGAUUCCGUGGACAAGGCCUUGGAAAGUUACUGAUGACUGAAGUGGAAAAACACUGUUUUAGUGCAUUGCAUCUCAAAACUAUUUUUUUGUCGACAAUUGAUCAAGAUGGCUUUUAUAUUAAGUUAGGCUACCAGUUUUGCAAGGCUAUAAAUAUGUUUGGUACCCACUGUGCCUUAAACAAUUCCACGAAAAAGAUUUGGUUGAGAAAAUCCGUUAUGUGAUCGCUAAUUUGAGACAAUUCAAAUACAUUUACCAAUGGAAACUAGUAUAGAA